Molecule: messenger RNA, 783 nt
Organism: Miscanthus lutarioriparius
Lineage: Eukaryota; Viridiplantae; Streptophyta; Magnoliopsida; Poales; Poaceae
Source: the annotation of a GenBank genome assembly
AUGCCAGAGGAGACGAGGAGCCAGAUCAACGAGUGGAUCACGAGCGCGACGGCCGGCCAGAUCAAGGACCUUCUUCCCAUGGGCUACCUCCACCAUGGGACGCCGGCGAUGCUCGCCAACGCACUCUACUUCAAGGGCGUGUGGGAGCGCAACUUUGACGCCUACCUGACGCGGGACGAAACCCUUUUCCUGCACGACGGUUGCGUCGUCCGCAUGCCGUUCAUGUCGAGCACCAGCAAGCAGUGCAUCACCUACCGACCCGGCUACAAGGUCGUGAGGCUUCGCUAUGGGCACCAAGGCCGUGGCGAGCACCGGGUGUUCUCGAUGUACAUCUACCUUCCGGACGCCCACGACGGACUACCGACGCUGCUGCACAAGCUGAGCGCUGACCUGGCGCUGCUCGAGAGCUCCAGAACUCUAACGGACGAGGUCCCCAUGCGCGCGUUCAAGGUUCCCAGGUUCACCGUCGCGUACAAGACGAACACGAGGGAGAUGCUGCUGAACCUCGGACUGCUCCUACCCUUCGAUGGCGACAUAGUGGAGGUGGGGGCGCCGGAGCCGCUCGUCGUGUUUGAUGUCUACCAUGAGUCCUUCGUGGAGGUGAACGAGGAAGGGACCGAGGCAGCCUCCGCGAUCGCUGUCGCUAUGCGCUUCGGGUGCGCGCACCUGGAGGCGCCGGUGGGCUUCGUCGCCGACCACCCAUUCAUGUUCUUGAUCAAGGAGGAACUCAGCGGCGUGGUGGUUUUUGCUGGACAAGCGAUCGACCCAUCGAUUCCUCAGUAA